AUGGACCUCUUUGAAGUCCGGACGGCAGUGGAGCGGUUCGUCUGCGAUCUGAAUGACAUUCGCCGCCGCGCAGAAGAGCGGGAAAUUGCUGCUAAGCGCGACCUGGAUCAAGAGGCACCGGCACUCCAAAGAAAGAUCAGUGCCCUGCGCAAGCUAAAGACACAGCUAAAAGAGGAACUGAAUGCGCGUCAACAAAAAGGAUAUGAUGAUGCCCGCCAGCGACUGGCAGAGAUCGAGAAGGCUUACGAU
Colletotrichum abscissum is the source of this 249-nucleotide messenger RNA. RefSeq lists its product as uncharacterized. The annotation marks the transcript as partial. The record is from RefSeq and is a predicted model, not a curated record. The transcript has a single exon. NCBI's taxonomy places the organism in Eukaryota, Fungi, Ascomycota, Sordariomycetes, Glomerellales, Glomerellaceae.